AUUUAUAAUACAGAUUAUGUUAGCACAUCUUUCAUUGGGAUUAGUAGUUCCAAUAUUAUGCAUAACGAAUAAUGUGAAUAAUGUGAAAUGUGCGAAUAAUGAGUUGUAGUUCCUCACUGUGACCACUAGAGGCCGAGUAAAUAAAAAAAUGAUUCUGAAUAUGUUCAACAUCUUUUCCACCAGUGUCAAGUAAACACAAUUGACUUUUUUCCCUUUACCUUUAAUGAAAUGUGUUUUUCUGUUUUGUUGUUGUAUUGCUUGAAAUGUUGUGUUUUGCACUUCAGAGCCACCGUACAUGGGAAAGCAAUCUAUUAAUGAAGUGCGCGAGGCUCACGUGGUAACUAUAAAUGACUCGAUGGUCCUCCGGGGGGCAGCAGCACCUUCAAGCAGCCAAACAGAAAAGAGGAAAAAUCAGAAGCAGUAGAAGAAGACUUCUUUACAAAAAACAGGAACAGUUCCUGAUUAUCAAAUGUGAAACUGAAGUUCUGCCAGCUGGAAGUGGACACAGACAGUGAAGGGUUGCAAGAAUGUAAGCUAGAGGUCCGACAGUGUUGUCCACGAGGAAAUGGAUGAGAUAAGUCCUUUGUUAGGCAACCAGCCACAAGAGGGCCCUGACCUUGUGUCUCCAAACCUGAGACCGAGACACCAGGAACUGAUACCAACACCAUGUGGACCGAUAAAGCCCUGGUCGGAGCUGUCGUGCCUGGUGAAGCUCUACUUCUGCUUCACCAUAACGUCUCUGCUGGCGCUGCUUGGCCUCACCCUGGUCAGCAUCUACAAGCAGCGCAUUAACACGGACGUCUCUGACGAGGACAACUUCACUGUCUCUCUCAUCCAGCUGGUUGGGAUCUUGUUCUGCAUCUACUACAUCAUCCGCGGCGUGCUGCAGGAGAACAGACAGGAGCUGGUGGCGUUCGUGCUCAGUGUGUUGGUGAUCAUGGUCCGAUCGGUGGUCAACUUCUCUGUGCUGGGAUCAAAGAGCAAACAAGAGCUGCUGGUUCGCUUCGUGUGCACUAUGUGUCUGGGCGUGGUCCACGUCCUCUGCACCACGCUGCUCAUCCAGAGACCCAACAUGAUGGCGUUCCGUGUGGGCGGGGCUUUGGAGAGCCUCCAGGAGCAGUACUUCCUGCUCAAUCUCUGUUUCUCCAUGGUGACCUUUGACCUGCAGGCUCAGUUGUGUCUGUGUAUCCUGAUCACGACGUCGGACUCGGCCAUGUCUGCUCGCAACACCAUCAUCCUGGGUGUCGGAGUGGUGUGGGCCUGUCUGACCGCCGCUGUCGGGGCUGUUGCAGUUUUAAAGGAAGCCAAAGUCUUGGUUUGGGUCUUCAUGGUGCAGAACCUCCCUCAAGUAGCCUUCUUUAUUUAUCUGAUGUACACGGUGGCAGUAAAGUGGUACCAGGACAGCACGUACACCCUGGAGGCAGCCGCUGUCACUGGAGCUUUGAUUUCACUGGUGAUUAAAGCGGUUUUAUUCUGGGGCCUCAUCAGACUGGUGCACAGCUUCGGCCAAGGCCUGAGGGAGAGAAUGUUUGCACCCAGCAAGUGAUAAAACAUCCGCUGGUCGUGGACGAAGAGCACAGCUGCGUGCUGAGAGCUGAACAGUAAGAGGCUUUAGCUCUGUGGUGUUGACCAUGGAGCUAAACUCACCAGAUAUGUCACCUUACAUCUCUCUCUUUUUUUUUUUUUUUUAAAGACUUGUAGUUUAUUUUAGCUAACAAUUCUCCAUCAAUGUGCCUAUCUACAUAUCUACAGGACGUAAAGUACAACAGGUCAGCUGCACACAUGCAUGUUUGUUACAUUAAAUGCCUUCGUAGCAUGGAUUCAUGUUUUUUUUAAUUUUUAUUCUUAUUGUAAUAUCUGUAUCUACUAGUGGUUGUUGGAUCUUUGUGUAGACACCAAAGAUUGUUUUUAUGAGGCCAAUAUCCUAUUUUUAAAAAGUUAGCUUUCAUUUUAAAGAUAUUUUUUUUGUUUCCUUCCUGUAAAUAACAUUCAAUGUUGGUUGACUUUGCUUUUUAAAAUCAUAUUUGUCUAACUUAAAUAUUGUGAUCUGCAUUGUCUAGACUACUUCUUUGAGCAACACUGUAAUAUUUUCAUUGAUUUUUUUUCUACUGUGUCUGCUGCACUUUAAUGCACUUACUCAAGUGUUUUUAUUCAAGGUU
Thunnus maccoyii (southern bluefin tuna) is the source of this 2159-nucleotide messenger RNA. RefSeq lists its product as uncharacterized. NCBI's taxonomy places the organism in Eukaryota, Metazoa, Chordata, Actinopteri, Scombriformes, Scombridae. The record is from RefSeq and is a predicted model, not a curated record. The transcript has 9 exons. Bases 566 to 1546 code for a protein of 326 amino acids.